Molecule: messenger RNA, 1555 nt
Organism: Paramecium pentaurelia
Lineage: Eukaryota; Ciliophora; Oligohymenophorea; Peniculida; Parameciidae
Source: the annotation of a GenBank genome assembly
AUGCAGGUUAUCAAUGUGUCAAAUAAACAAAUAAAGAACUUUAACUUGGACACCAUAGUAAGGAAUGUAUGAUUAUGAAUUAGAAUGCUGUCUAUGAUACACAUCUAAAUUAUUCAAAAACUAGAUCAAUCAAUUGCAGUCACAAUUUAUUGGGAUCAACAGAUGGGUUUUCUUAAUUCUAAUGUCUUUACAAUUUAGAUCUGAGUCAUAAUCGUAUUAAUUAGUUCUUUCAAUUGACUUCAUCUUUAGUUGAAAUAAAUUUGGCUCACAAUUUAUUGGGAAGUGUGUUUGAUGAUUUUUAGAAAUCUUUAAAAUCAUAAGGUACUCGUUUAUAUGUAGGAUCAUUCUUAUCAAAUUUAAAGAACCUAAAAAUCAUUGAUCUUAGUUAUAAUAACAUAUCAUAAAUCAGUUCCAAUAUAUUUGAUAGUAACACUCAACUUCGUAAAAUAAAUAUGAGUAAUAAUUAAUUAUCAGGUCCAUUGUGGUGUUUUACAAAAUUAGAAAAUUUAGAGAUGUAAUAUAUAUAAUAUAUAUAAAUAAUAGAAUUGAUGUUGGACAUAAUUAAUUAAAUAUUAACGAUUUAAAACCAUUAGAGAAAUUAAGAUUAGAAAGUUUGAAUCUUCGAUUUAAUCCAUUAGAGAAUAUAGAUAAAUGUGAAGAGAAACUAAUUAAACAUUUACUUUAUACAAGAAAGAUUGAAUUGUCAUAUACACAAUUGGAAUAAUAAAUAAUGAUGAAUUCUAAACAGAGUUCUAAAUUGGAUCAUAGUAUCAAUAGUAAUGAUUCUAUGUAAUAAUAAACUACUGAGAGAUCAACUAUGAGUCGUUUAAGCAAAGUCAGUAAUAGACUUGCAAGACCUAAAACACCUUAGAAUACUAAGAAUGAUACAUAUUAAAUAAAUAAAACUCCAGUGAAAGUGUAAAAUUAAUAGGAAGUUAAAAAAUGUAAAGGUGAAUUGAAAAAGAAUAUAAGUAUAACUCCAAAGAAAAAUAAUGGGAAUAAGACACCUAAAUAAUAAAGAUAAGUUUGUAUGAAAACAGUAGAAUAACAUGAUGAAUAAAUUAAGCAAAGAGAUUCAUAUUAAUAAUAGAAAUCAACAACAAAAAUACCUGCUUUGAAUUUACAAAUGUUAAAAGUGACUCCUUUUUAAUUAAGUGAAGUUAAUUCAGAAAGGGAUGAUUUUCCUAUGUUAUUUGAAGAAGAUGAUGAGAAAUAAUUACUUGAAGAAUUGAAAUUUUUAGGAGAAGCUUUAAAAUAAAAGAAAUAACAUGAAAUUAGUAUUGAAAGAUAAAUAACAAUGAAUAAGAAUAUGAUAUCAUUAAUGAAGAUUAUGAUAAAAGGAAGUAUGUUAAUAUAUAUAUUAAUAAGUUUAUCUAUAUGAUGUAAAUGAGUAUAAUUAAGGAUUUGAUGAAAUGAUGAUAGUAUUAUAAAAGGAAUUGGAAUAAAAGAAUCCAUAAUUCCAAGAUCUCAAAUUAAAAUUGAUGAGAUUCAACAAGGAACAUUACGAAUUAAAUAAAAUGUAUAAUAGUUUAGAGUAAUCUGAAAGAGUGGUUGA